Egretta garzetta (little egret) is the source of this 16293-nucleotide messenger RNA. RefSeq names its product ring finger protein 213 (gene RNF213). Gene Ontology annotation, molecular function: ATP binding; ATP hydrolysis activity; ubiquitin-protein transferase activity. The record is from RefSeq and is a predicted model, not a curated record. Bases 243 to 15827 code for a protein of 5194 amino acids. The transcript is spliced from 66 exons. Gene Ontology annotation, cellular component: nucleolus; membrane; cytosol. Lineage: Eukaryota; Metazoa; Chordata; Aves; Pelecaniformes; Ardeidae. Gene Ontology annotation, biological process: sprouting angiogenesis; negative regulation of non-canonical Wnt signaling pathway; ubiquitin-dependent protein catabolic process.
UUUUUACAGCGUCUGUGGCUUCCCCCGCCCCAGGCUGAGAGCUGGCGCAGCCCCCGCGCUGAGGGCCUUGCUCUGGGCUGUCGCAGUUUGCUUCCUGAAAACAAAAAUGGGAGCCGGGAGGAUGGUUAUGUGGCACAGGUUCCUUACUUCACAUUAAUAUUUGUGUUUCUCUUUCUGCCCCGUCCUUUUCUCUCCCUCUGUGGCUCCGAAAAAGCUUGUCGCAGAGCUUGUGCCUGGGAAACAUGAAGUGCCAGGUGUGUCACACUGUUUCUGGGGAUGAUUCUCCUGGUUCUUGCAGCAAAUGUGGGGCCCAACUGGCUCCCGCCGCCGGCCCUGGGGACGAGGAUUCAGAAAGAAGAGAGGGGAAGCUCGCUCCAGUCCCUGAUCCAGGAGCAGAGCCUGGAGGAGAUGUGAAGGGAGAAGGUGCUGAUGGGCCUUCUUCUGCCACUGAAACAAAGGAGGAGGAGGGAGGACUGCUGAUGGAGAGCCCAAGAGCUCUGAUAAAUACCUCAGAGACCAUACCUGAAUGCACUGCAGGUGGGCCUCCUUCCUCUACUGGAGCAGAGGAGGGGGAAGAGGGAGCAUCGCUGCUGGAGGAUGUAGCAGUUCCAAGUGAUAACUUGGAGACCUCACUUCAGUGCGUGGCCGGUGAUUCUUCUGGGAAGUCACGGAAGAGGAGAAGAAAGAGGAAUAAAGCAAAGAAGGGUCCUUCCAGCUCUGGGAAACAGGACUCUCUGCCUCCUGUAAGCACAGCACCAGCUCAAACCACAGAAUUGCCUGAUACAUGUGUUAUUCCACAAGAAAUCCACACCUCGGGCGGUGAAGUAGCCAAACCGGGUGCUGAUGUACUUGCUGGUGACAGUGGAGGCACAGACGAAAGCGACAGGGCAUUGGGUUGCUUGGGAAAGGAAGCUGGAAGUCUGGAAGCGGUUGCAGAAGGCACUGACAGCAGCGUAGAUGUGACUACCCCACCAAAGCAGAGCAGCAUGGAUAAUGUGACUGCCCCAUCUCCAAGCUCUGAAGCCUCAAAGGAGGAGGUCGGGGGUGGAAGUACCACAGAGCAUGGAGAAAUGGUCAGGAGUAAUGUGGAAGGGGGCAGCUGUGCCCCUGAUGUUGGCCAGCUUCCAGAAACCAGACCAGAUUCCCAGUCCUCAAGUGGCUGUAAGAAAGUGGCCUCAGCAGGAGAGAGAGAGAGCGUUUCCUCUGGGUCGUCUCCUGGUGCAGGAGACCCUAGAAGUAAGCCUGCAACUCCUUCUGCUGAACAUCAAGGUCAAAACACAGAGGCUCCACCUGUGGUCAAGAGCUCGCAGGCUGGGAAGGAUAAAGACACCAGCCAGAAAGCGAGCUGUUCGACUUCCAAAAAUGAAGACACAAAGGGGAAAAAGACGACCCCCACUGAGAAAAUGCAUGGAGUGACUGAGAAGGCAAAUCAGACCAAAGGACCUGAGGCUGCGAGGAAGGAUGGUGCUUCAGCUGUAGCAGACAGUGACAAGAAGAAAAAGCAAGAAAGGAACCAGAAACCCGUGGAUAAGUUUACAGAAAGUUCUGUGAACCGCAGUGAUGGUGUUACAGUGUAUUUCCAUGCAAUAUUGUCCAAAGACUUCAGACUAAACCCCGAGACCCAUAAAGUGUUCAUCAGGGCUGAAGGCAUUUCUCCCUAUGCAAACUGGAAGGACCACAUUUGUGAGCUGAACUGCAGCAAGCGUCUAGGAGAACAUGGAUACCUCAUUGAAGGCACUGCAAAUCUUCCAAAAGAAAAUAUUGAUAGAUGCAUUCCUUACAAAUAUUGGGUUACCUGUGGUGAAGGGCAGUAUGAAUUUAUUUAUAAGCGUCCAGUAGUGGGUGGUCAUGUGAAUCGCUGCUUAUUGAUAAGACACUGCUUGCUCAACAACAGAGAAUGGCAUCAGUAUGAUGAUAUUGUGUGUGCAAAGCCUUCUACAAUGAAAAACUUUUGGCAUAAGAUUGCUGGCAAUGAAAACAAAGACAUAGUGCGAGGGAAGAUAAUAGCGGCAAAUAUUAUGUUGGAAAAUAUCUUCAGCAUUCUUGGAACCUGGAGUCCCGACAACCUGAGAAACUUCUUUGCACAGCUGAGACAGUUUUAUGUCGUUACAAUAGACCCAUUGGUACAUGACGGCACGGCAAUGCUAUGGACAGAGCUAAACUUUGGCAAACAGCAGGUGAAUGAUUUGCUGCUAAAAUAUAUGAGGAAAAUAGCUCUUCCUUUCCUUGCACCAGAGGGUGGAGGAGCAUCGCAGGAGGACGUAGUAAUAAAAAGUAAACUAGCUCUGGGGCUCACCGUUCUUACAGUAGUUGAACUGCUUGGGCUGCCAGCACUGAAAAGCGAUCUGGCUGACCUGUGUAGCCUCUUGUGCCUGGACAAGGUGUCACAACAAGCCUCACUGGAUGAACUUCAUCGUAUCAAAAAGGCUUUUGCAGCAGUUACUAGUUUGAAUGUUCACCUGACAAACUUGUGCCAGAGAUGCAUUGAUGACCAAGUAGACCAGUGGGUGUGGAUUCUUCCUCUUCUGCAUUUCUUUGCUGCUCCUUCGCAGCACGACCACUUGCCGAUAGAGGAAGAUGCCUGGGCAGGGCUGGAAGGGCUUCCAUUUGCUGAAACAAGGAAGAGGCACGAUACGGGGACCCUACUGCAACUAAUGAAAGAAAAGAUAUACUUGAUGGAAUUUGAUACGACUCUGGUCAAGUCCUGGAUGUGUGUGCUGCCCCUGGAGAGCCUGGCUGAAUUUAUAAAAAACUUCCCCAGUGGUUUGUUAACUACUCUUGAAGGUGUUUCUUACAGAUUAGAGAAUGUUGACCUUUCGUGGAAGAAUUCUAAGGUAGUAGAGAGUCUUCUAAAGACGCUGCUGUGUACCUUGGAUGAGAAGCAGGCCAGAGCUCUGGAAGCUCACUCCUGGCGGUCCUGCUUGAUGUGUUGCUUCAAGCUGUAUAAGAAGCUCUGCAAGUGUUUGAAGUACGGCUGGUGGUUCAUGAUUCCUGCCACGACUGCCAUGAUGAUUUCGAAAGUUGCCAAACUUCAGCCCACAGCACAGGAUCCCAGGGAUGCCGUGCAGGAAGUUCCAGGUGUGGAAGUAUUCAAUGAAGCUCUGAGAGAUACCCGAACCUGGUUCAGAAAUGCUUUACACCUGAAGUUAUUGAAAGAAUACCCAGAGAAUGCAAUGUUCUCUUUUGCUUGGGAGCUUGAGGCCUGGAACAAAUUUGUGAAGAUCAGCUUUCCAGAUGAACAGUUCACUGAGAGGUGGAAGAAGACUUUGCUUGCAGAUCUGGAGAAAAGAAUUCAGGAGGAGCCUCCAGUGAACCAAAUCUUAGUCUACUGCGCUCAGCACCACAGACUUACGGAGUUUGACUCUUCCAUCGACUCGUGUUUCAGUAACUGUGCCACGGAGGCUGUGGCCGUGGCUUGCCAGACUCAGAGCAAUCUGCUUGAGCAAGUAUCUUCCUACGACAUGGGCCAGUUGAGUCAGCUUGUAUCAACUAUUAUUGUGAAGUCCUGGCCAGUCAAGAGUGGGCAGUCUGCGGAUGAUUUUGAUAAGAUUUUGCACCAUGUGCUUACGUGGCCUGGCAUCAAACAUGUCUUCAGCUUUAACGGAAAAAACACAAGGCUCCUAGAAAAACUUACAGAUGAAGCAAAGAAUAUAAUGGCCAUGGCGGACUCUGUGUUUAUGAGCGUCACCGAUGACAUCCAGGAGGGAUGUAUCCUUGUGAAACAUCUGGAGGAGAUUCUCCAGCAUGAGAAACAGUUCAUCUCUAUCUGGGAGAUAAAGCACCAGCAGCUGUUACCACAAGAAGGCAAAGAACUACUCCAGAGAGAACUGAAAGAAUUGCUGCAGAGGAGGCAAGAAGAAGUAACACUUGUCAGAAAAGAGAAAAAAGCAAUAGGAACCUUUCUGAGCAUGUGUAGGAAGGCACAGGCAUCUGUGAAAGUGAAUGUAGGUGAAGUGGAAUUUCAACACUUGGAAGAUCUUUGCAUGAAAAGACUAAAUACGGUUGUGAAUGUGGGAAAGAGACCCCUACAGACCUACUACAGCUUGAGCCCAAAGCUGAAAGAAUCUGCCCAGAAAAUGCACUCAUUUAAGGAUAGCCUGGUCUUCCAGCAGUUCUGGGAGGAAGCAGCGCAGAAGGUGGGAGAGGAAUGUGAAAGUUCAGAAGAGGAGGACGAGGAGGAGGAGGAGAAAGUUGUUCUUGCAUUGGACCUUGAUAAUGUUUUCAGCAGUCUCAUUUCCCCUUGUUUUGAGAGCUACGAAAGGCUGUAUGAUGAUCUCAGAUCAGGAAAUCUCACACUUUCUGCAGUCGAUACAAUUUUUCAGGAAUUCACAGAUCAUCCUGAAGAUCUCAAAACUGAACUAAAUGCCAUAUGUAAGCUUAGGCCUGGGGAAGGCAGAGACUGGGUUGAUCAGCGAUUUCAGCAGAUCCAGCAAUACCAUGAAAUGCAUUUAACUUUUGAUGCUGCAAAGAUCAUUGCCAAUGUCAAAGAGAUUCUAAGCCUCUCUGGUGACUUCAGUAUCCUGGAAAACUUGUUGGACAUAACAGAAAAGCUUGAAUCAUACAAGACACAAAAGCUGGACUCCAUCAGCCCUGAGCUUAUGCAUGCCAAGAGACUGCUGCAGGGGAUCACAGUGAACCGUCGUGGCUGUCUGAAGGCGCUGGCCCAGCAGAAGGAGUUUGUCUGCUGGGUCAGGGAGGCGCUGAAAGAUAUAAAUGAGCUGAAAGUAUUUGUAGACCUGGCCUCCAUCUCUGCUGGGGAGAAUGACAUGGAUGUGGACCGUGUGGCGUGUUUCCAUGACACUGUGCAUGGCUACUCUUCCCUGCUCUAUGAGCUUCGGCAAGACUCAGGUUUUGAGGACUUCAUGCACUGCUUGAAUAAGCUGUGGCGAGCCCUGGACAGUGAUGAGAAUCUUCCCAAGAAACUGUGUGCUUCAGCUCACCAUUUAGAGUGGUUGAAAAUAGUGAAAGAGAGCCAUGGGUCUGUGGAGCUGUCGUCGCUGUCACUGGCAGCUGCCAUCAACAGCAGAGGAAUAUACAUUCUCAGAGCACCAGCUGAUGGCCAAAAGGUUUCUUUGGACAACGUCCUGCGCUUCACCCUCCCGGGGAGCUCUGGGGAUAAUGAAGCAUCACGGAAAUACUCUCUGGCAGAGCUCCGUGAACUGCAGAACAAACUGAUGCUGAUGUCGGCAAAGGGCGAGCAAGGCUUGGAGGUGGAGAAGUUCUCUGAGAUCUUUUCCAAUGUCCAAAGACUUGCCCAGGCCUUUAUAGACCUUUAUUCAGCUGGGAACUUGCUCUUCCGGUCCUGGCUUGCUCAUGUGUAUUGUUCACCCAAAAAAGAAUCAUGUGUUCUUAUAGACUUCUCUUUGAGACUGAUCCCAGCGCUAGAAGGGCAAGGAGAUGUCGGAGCUGUGCUCCCAGGCCUCUGCAAGACAAUGGAGAGUUUCCUGGAGAGUUGGAAAAGCUUCAUGUAUGAAAAACGAUUCCAGCAUUUCUACCUGAACUACUACACUGCUGAACAGCUGGUCUAUUUGUGCACAGAACUGGGGCAGGGGAUGCCCAGCCAGGGCGCCCUGAUGAUGCUCUCGUUCCUAAAACACAACUGCACCAUGCAGGAUGUCCUUAGAGCCUCCAAGAGUGAAGUGCCUCCCAGCUCAAGGAAGGCUAUUUCUGACUUCCAAGGGAUGCUGGAUGGGGAGAAGGACCUGAUUGUGCGGCUGGAGUACAUCUGGGCGUGCUACAUGAGCAACAUGGGCUCCUUCCUUCCGAACUGCCUGGAUAUUGAUACGCUCGGUGAGCGACUGAAGAAUCUGGCCAGCUGGGAGAGAGAACAUGUCACACGAGAAUUCCCACAGGAUCUUCUGUAUGUUGGUCAGCCCAAUCUCAUCACAUGCCCUCGCUCCGAGGUGCUCACAUCUGCUCUGGCUAUUUACAUGAACAGCCCCGAACAGCCCCUUCCCACUUUUGAUGAAGUUCUCCUGUGCACUCCUCAGACCACUGCUGAGCAAGUGGGGCUCUUCCUCAGGCGGUGCCUCAUUCCCUGCAGCGGAGGAGAGAAAAUUUACACCAUGCUGUAUGCAGAUGAGCUGAGUUACGAUGUCAGCUGCAGAGCAGAGGAGCUAUUCCAGCACCUGCAGCGCUGCAACAGCACCUAUCGCCUCAUCAUUCUGUGCAGCUGCGAGAGGGAGCACAGCUACAUCCCUUCUGCCUUCAGCCAGUACAAAGUGCACAUGAUACCCCAGAGGCCACUGGCUGAAAUCCAGCAGUACCUUCAGCACCACUACAGAGUCGCUCAGCCUUCGAGCUCGGCUGCUUCUGUGUUCAAGGACAAUAUGUGUGUUGGGAUUGUGUCCUCCAAAAGAGCUGGUGUGGGGAAGUCUCUGUAUGUGAAGAGGCUACAUGAGAGACUGCAAGAAGAGCAGCCUGACUAUACAAAACUUCUGAAAACCAUCAGACUAAUUGAACCAGAAGUGGAUGAAGAUAAAGUGCUAAAAUCUCUUCUGCCUUUUCUGAAGAGAAAACACCAGACAAAGCCCAUGAUAUUCCAUUUUGAUAUCACAUCUUCAGUACAAAGUGGAAUUCCAGAGUUUCUGUUCAAGCUGUUGGUUCUGCAGUAUCUGACAGAUGAUAAUGGAAAUAUGUGGCUACGGCAGAAGUGCCAUUUGUAUAUCAUUGAAAUCCUUGAGGUGUCACCACUGCCAAGGAAAGCAGCGAGACACAUGUCAGCGAGACAGAAGUAUAAUUUCUUUGAUGUGUUCCCUAAAGUAACAUGCAAGUCUCCUAAGGAAGUACUAGAAAUGGAAACCCUUGGGAACCAGUCUGGGGAUGUUUCGGAUCCAGGCAUGGACGAGGAGGAAUUUUGCAGUGAAGCCUUCCAGAGACCUUUCCAGUAUCUGAAAAGGUUUGACCAGGGGUGCAAUCUGGACACGUUCUGUUACAAAGCGCACUCUGUGGAAGGGAACCCGGCAGAAUGCCUGCAGCAGUUCCUCCUGCACUGCGGGAUCACAGAUCCCUCCUGGUCAGAACUCCGAAACUUCACAUGGUUUCUCAAUGUUCAGUUGAGAGACUGUGAAGCUUCUGUCUUCUGCAACCCUGACUUUGUCCAGGACACUUUGCAAGGUUUCAAAAACUUUGUUGUUAACUUCAUGAUUUUAAUGGCAAGGGAUUUUGCAACACCCUCCCUAAACAUUUCUGAUCAAAGUUCAGGAAGGCAGUCCUCCAACUUGGAGAACGUUGCAGAAGAAGAUCUUCUUCCUUUCCGCAUUCGGAAAAAGUGGGAAUCGGAGCCUCAUCCAUAUCUGUUUUUCAAUGAAGACCAUGUGUCCAUGACAUUCAUUGGUUUCCACUUUCAGCCGAAUGGCACUGGUGGUGUUGAUGCCAUUAACCCUUUGAAUGGCAAUGUUAUCAAGAAAAAUGUCAUGACUUCACAGUUGUACAAUGGCUUGUUACUCCAGAGAGUUCCCUUCAAUGUUCCCUUUGAUCAGUUGCCUCGGCAUGAGAAGCUAGAGAAGCUUUGCAUGGUUUUGGGAAUCCCCUGGGUAAUAGACCCUGAUGAGACAUAUGAGCUCACAACAGACAAUGUGCUGAAAAUCUUGGCUAUUGAGAUGCGAUUCAGGUGUAACAUCCCCGUUGUCAUCAUGGGAGAAACAGGCUGUGGGAAAACCCGACUUAUAAAGUUCCUGUGCAAGUUACGCAGAAGCUACAUAGAGGUAGAGAACAUGAAGCUUGUAAAAGUUCAUGGGGGCACUACUGCAGAGAUGAUUUAUGCCAGGGUCAAAGAAGCAGAAGCCCUUGCUAAAACCAAUAAGCAGCAGCACGGGUUGGACACAGUCCUCUUUUUCGAUGAAGCCAACACAACAGAGGCUGUAAGCAGCAUCAAGGAAGUUCUGUGUGACCACACAGUACAGGGGAAGCAUUUGGUCUCUGGCUCUGGCUUGCAGAUCAUAGCAGCCUGCAACCCUUAUCGGAAGCACACGCCAAAGAUGAUUCAACGCUUGGAAUUAGCUGGGUUGGGCUACCGUGUCAAAGCAGAUGAGACAAAGGAUAAGCUUGGAUCAAUUCCACUGAGACAGCUUGUGUACCGGGUCCAUGCACUCCCACCCAGCAUGAUCCCAUUAGUGUGGGAUUUUGGGCAGCUGAACAACUUAACUGAAAAACUGUAUAUACAACAGAUUGUACAGAGAGUUACUGAGCACGUCCCAAUGAGUCAGGCUGAAGCAGAGGUAAUUACAGAAGUGCUUUUUGCUUCCCAGCAAUACAUGAGGCAGAGGGACGAUGAAUGUAGCUUUGUCAGCCUGCGGGAUGUAGAACGCUGCAUGGAAGUUUUCAAGUGGUUUCACAAGCACAGUAAACUACUGCUGAGAGGACUGGAGAAGUACCUUGCUGAGAAGAAAGCUCCAAAGACCACCGUUGAGAGAAACAACGUUAUCUGGUCCUUAGUGCUGGCAGUCGGGGUCUGCUAUCAUGCAUCCUUGGAAAAGAAGGAGGCAUACAGGAGUGCUAUGAGCCAGGUCCUUCCAGAACCUUACGAUACCCAGAAGAAGAUUUUGGAAGAUAUCUCCUUGAUGCAGGACUUAUUCCUGAGUGGUGUGCACCUCCGAGAUACCAUAGCAAGAAACUUGGCCUUGAAGGAAAAUGUCUUUAUGAUGGUCAUCUGCAUUGAGUUGAAGAUCCCUCUUUUUCUUGUUGGGAAGCCUGGGAGCUCCAAAUCCCUUGCGAAAACGAUUGUGGCUGAUGCUAUGCAGGGCCAAGCAGCUCAUUCGGAUUUAUUCAAGGAGCUGAAGCAGAUACAUCUAGUGUCUUUCCAGUGCAGUCCUCUCUCCACCCCAGAGGGAAUCAUAGGCACUUUCAAGCACUGCGCUCGAUUCCAGGAAGGGAAGAACUUGGAGGAGUAUGUCUCAGUGGUGGUUUUGGAUGAGAUUGGGCUGGCAGAAGAUUCUCCCAAAAUGCCCUUGAAGACUUUGCAUCCCCUUUUGGAAGAUGGCUGCAUAGAUGAUGUCCCUCUUCCUCACAAAAAGGUUGGCUUCAUCGGGAUUUCCAACUGGGCUUUGGAUCCUGCUAAAAUGAAUCGAGGCAUCUUUGUCUCGCGUGGUGACCCCAGCAAAGAAGAGCUCAUAGGAAGUGCAAAGGGGAUUUGUUGCUCAGCACGCGGGGCUCUGCAGAAGGUCGAACAGUACUUUUCUCAUUUUGCAGAUGCAUAUGAAAAUAUCUGCAAGGCCCAAGACAGGGAGUUCUUUGGUCUGCGUGACUACUACAGCCUCAUAAAGAUGUUUUUUGCCUUAGCUAAGAACUCCAAAAGUGAGCCGACACCUCAAGACAUAGCUGAAGUUGUUCUUCGUAACUUUGGUGGCAAAGAUGAUGUCAAUGCCUUGGAAAUAUUCACCUCGCAGUUACCAGAGAAAGGAGAAAUACGUGCUCGUGAUAUCAGUAGACUUGAGCUGAUAAAACAAAACAUUUACAGCAGCAGUCAGGAUGGUGAUUGCAGGUACCUGCUUGUGUUGACUGAGAAUUAUGCAGCGCUGCAGAUCCUCCAGCAAGCUUUUUUUACUGCCCGGCAACAGCCAGAAAUUAUCUUCGGCUCCAGUUUCCCUAAGGACCAAGAGUAUACCCAGAUAUGCAGGAACAUCAACCGUGUGAAGGUCUGCAUGGAAACUGGCCAAAUAGUUGUGCUCCUCAACUUGCAAAACCUUUACGAAAGCCUCUAUGAUGCCCUCAAUCAGUACUACGUGUACCUCGCUGACCAGAAGUAUGUUGAUUUGGGACUGGGCACCCACCGGGUGAAGUGCCGAGUGCACCCGAAGUUCCGUUUGAUAGUCAUCGAGGAGAAAGACGUGGUAUAUAAGCACUUUCCCAUCCCACUGAUCAACAGGCUGGAAAAGCACUACCUGGAUAUCAGUACUGUCCUGGACAAGGGGCAAAGAGAAACUGUGAAAGAGCUGAAGAAGUGGGUGCGUGAGCUGACUGUGGCCAACACAGAAGAACACUUCAUAAGCAAGCAGAAAUACAGCCCUUCUGAUGUGUUUGUGGGCUACCACUCCAACACCUGUGCCUCAGUGGUCCUGCAGACAACGGAAAGGCUGAAACCAGUGUGUCCUCCUGGUGAACUCAUGUCCUGCGUGAAGAAAGAAGCCCAGCUGGCGCUGUUGAACUGUGCCACCCCAGACGCUGUGAUCCGCCUCUGCAACUCGGUGGGUUUGUUUAUGGCGGAUUCUCUGGCCAACACGUACUUCAAGCAGCAGCAGCACAUGUCGUUUGCGGACUUCCUCCGAGCUCACGUCCGCGCUGAGUCCGGGUACCAACCGGUCUUUACAGAGGUCACCACCUUCUCGAGGCUUCUCACUAGUGCUGACAUGGCUUGCCUGGAGAGAGAGGUGCAGGGUAAAGCACAAAGGCCUCAAAUCCUGUCCCUGCAGCAGUUUGACACAGAGUACUCAUUCCUGAAGAGCAUCCGAGAUUUCCUUGAUGCCACGUCAGGAACUAAAGUCCUUAUUAUUCAGACAGACUUUGAGGAUGGCUCUCAAAAUGCCCAGCUCAUCGCCUCAGCCAGAUACACUGUUGUUAAUGAGAUCAACAAGCUGGACCUGGGAGAAGCCUCUGUCUUUGUUUACUUUAUUCUGAAGCUUUCCCGGGUGGAAGGAGGAACGUCUUACGUGGGAUUCCAUGGAGGACUGUGGCAGUCGGUGCAUAUAGAUGAUCUCCGCAGAUCCAAGGACAUGAUCUCAGAUAUGACUGCCCUGCAGAACCUCACCAUCAGCCAGUUGUUCAGUGAGGAUUCAUGUAAAACCAAAGCUCUGCCUGUGAAUGGAGAACAACAGGAGGAAAUUGAGGUGCCACUUGACACACCAGUGCCAGAAGCAGAGCAGCAGGAGGGUGAAAUCCUAGACACCACUGUACUCCUGAGGACCUGCGUACAAAGUGCUGUGGGGAUGCUGCGGGACCAAAACGAAGAUCUUAGUCGAAGCAGAAAGCGAAUUAAGAUUCUCCUUGGCCUGUUGUCCAAAGAGGAUGACUUUAAAGCCUCUUUCCUGAAGAUAACAAAGGCUCGUCUCUCCAGCCUUUUGAAGAAGCAAGAAGAAAAUUCCCUUCACCCAAAAAACUGGGUGCUUCGGGAGGCUUCCAACCUCAGCGCUCUCCAGGAGGCAGGCACCUUCAGGCACACCUUGUGGAAGCGAGUCCAGGAUGUGAUCACUCCAUUCCUGGCUCUCCUGAUUGCUGUCAUCGACAGAAAUGGCAAUCUGGAGCUGUUGGUCAGGCCGGCAGCUGAGUGGGUGACAAACCUGUGGAUGUUCAUCUUCAGUGACACAAAACUUCUGACUGUCCCUUACAGCAUGGGUAAGAGCAGCUCUCAGACAGAGAUAAUUCUGGUGCAGAACAACAUGGUGGUGUCUGCUGAUGCUGGAAAUGAGAUGCCCUUCAGCUGGAGGAUAAAGGAGUACUUGGAUGAGAUGUGGUUGGAAGCUCAAUACAUCCAAAACACUGAAGACCAAGCUGAGAAGUUUGUGGAUAUCUUCCAGAAAACUGCCCUGGGAAAAUUUAUCUCUGCUCUGACUGAGGAAGAAAGGCAGAUGCUCCUACAGUCCUAUAUCGUGGACUUUAUUGUCUUGACCAUUGGUGUGUCUUCCCUAGAGGAGCUGAAGUGUCUGCGAAUUGCGUUCUUAUCCUGCAUAGAGGAAUGGAAGGCAACAGCUCCCAGAAGAGAGGAGACAGUGCCGUCCUUGCCUUGGGUGCACCUUGGAUACAAUCGGUUCAAGAGCCGACUGCAGAACUUUUCUAGGAUCCUGGCUGUACACCCCAGUGUGAUUGACUACCUUGUUAACCAGGAAGGAUACGGAAUACCGCAUUCAGAGAUGAUUUUAGAUGUGUUAGCUGCAAUGGUAUGUGCUGAAGAGCUGGAGAAUCAAGUGCAGACAGCCCACCCAGAGAUCUGGCUGCAGAAAGUGAAGAAUCUCCGGAUGCCUGUGGAAUUUCUUUGUAAAGAGAAGGAUUUCCAAAGGAGCGGGAGUCGGUGCCAUCAGCUGCUGAAAGAACUCGAAGUCUGCUGGAACCGGGUUUUCUCCAUGUCUCUGUUUGUAGAACACGUGUUGUUUGGCAUCAACACUCUGAUGCCAGAACUUGAGAAUUUAGUGAAAAAAUAUACUUUGCUUCUUGCCAAGUGUUUUCAGCACAAUUCAGACAUGAAGACUCACCCAACGUUUGUUGCAGUGAUGAAAGUACUGUGCCAGUGUAAGGAUGAAGUCAGCAACAGGCUCUACAGUAACGAUCUGAAGUCGUGUGCGAUCUGCCUAGGAGAGCCCAAGGAUCCAGUCUGCCUGCCUUGCUGCCAUGUGUUCUGUCAGAAGUGCAUCAGAACAUGGCUAGUGCCCGCGCAGAUGCAUUGUCCAUACUGCAGGGUUGCCGUGGAGGAUGUUCAUUUAAAUGUCUCCGUGGAACUCAGAGAUGCGAUAGCAAGAAAUGCGCUGUUCCGGCAGAGGUGCAAUAAUUUCUUCAUAGAUGUGGUCACUACCAUGUGCUUCAAGGACAACAAACCCCCUGAGGCAGAGGUGAUCCGAGAGCUCCUUAACCUGCUGUUUGUUCACAGAAGCUGCCUGAAAGGUUCAGAUCACCCCACUAUCUACACAAAAUUUCUGUCCCCAUUUAAUGAUGAAGUGGAUGAAACUCCCAUCAUCCGCUCAGUAAUGCUGAAGCUCCUCCUGAAGUACAGCUUCAAUGAAGUGAAAAAUGAUGUGCAACACUACCUGUCCCAGGUAGAGCACAACAAGCUCCUAGAGAAAAAUGAUAAAAAAGAACUCUACUUGCUUUUUGUCAACUGCUUGGAGGAUUCUAUGUGUGAAAAAUCUGAGGGCAGCCUUGGAUAUGAGCAUUUAAACUAUCUGCCUGGAGACAAAGGCUUUCCAGAGAACUAUCUCCCAAAGAACAAUCAAGAAAGUCCUCAGGAAUCAUCCGUUGAAUAUCUGCAGGCAGUAGCCAAGGUUCGCUUGUACCUGAGUAAGGCUGCAGAGCUGCUCUUUGACUUGCACGAGCGCACAGAGCAAGACCAAGUGGAGGAGAAGCAGCGCUACCUGGCAAAUGUGAGGGUGUUCUGUAGCCUUGCCAGGAACGACUGGCAUCGUGUUUACCUCAUCCGGAAAAUUGCCAGUCAGCAUGGGAUGGAAUUUGCUCAGAAGCUUGUCACGGAGGCACAGUUUAAGUGGGUGUUCCCAGGGGAGAUUCUGCAACAGGUACAGAACAGCCAGUCUAAUCACAUCGAUCGUUACUUGGCAUGUGGCGAGAAUUACAGAGUCCUGCGUGAUGCUGUGGGGAAAGCCAUGAUCGAGUGCAAGACUGAGAGUCUCCUAGAGGCAGAGAAGGCAUCACGCAGCUCCCCAGCGGUACAAUCUGUCCAUCUGCUCCUGGCUAUUUUCCGAGAGGUCACCGCCCUGUAUGGAGCUGGUGACUCAAGUCUUCAUCCCAAACAGCAGCAAACAGAUGCUAUGACUAAGUUCAUCCAGAACUCCCAAGUCCUGAAUUCUCCAGACCUGCAGCACUUUGCAGCUUCUCUUGUGAUGAACGCACUGCCAUCUCUGACCGUGGAUCCUCAAAGCUUUGGCCACGAUGGAGCACUAAUUGAAAUGGCUGUUCACACCGCAGCUGUCUUGCUGUGUGGGCGGAACCGCAUCCUGCAGCCCCUGAGGAACCUGGCAUUCCAUCCGCACACCAUGGAGCUGCGCUGGUACAUGUGUCCAAAGGGCCACCCCUGCACUGUAGGAGAGUGUGGCCGCCCCAUGGAAACUAGCCGCUGUCUCGACUGUGGGGCCCAAGUUGGCGGGGUCCAGCAUAAAUCACUGCCUGGCUUUCAAGAAUUCCGGAGUACUGAAGACAGAACUCAAACUGGCCACGUACUUGGAGAUGCACAGCAUAGAAAAGCAAUGGGAGUGUCUGAUCGGGCCAUGUCCCCAGUUGUCUUCGUUCUGAUACGCUUGCUCACACAUUUGACGAUGUUGCUGGGAGCCACAAAAGAUCCUCAGUCAUUUGACAAGAUUAUCAAGCCACCGGUAAACAACUCUGUGAGUUUCCUGCAGCAGCAUAUUCGGGAGGACUUGGCACAGCUGACAAAAAUUUUGGGGAAGAGUGUGGAUGAGACUGUCAACAUCCUUCAUCUUGUCCUCAGCAGCCUCCUCAAGGACCCACAUCAGCACCCGGGCCAGUGGCCAGUUCAGUUUGAUGAUGUGCUCUCCACCAAACAGAAUAGAAACAAAUGGGAAGAAAUUGUUGCAAACACAAUUAUUGUUCCUGAAUUGGAGGAUUUGGAUAAAAAACUUCUGAAGUUAAACAGACAAAUACAAGAGGAUGAGAGAAUUUCUUCCAAUCCAAUAGUGAAAAUAGUGUAUGGUGACCCGGUCAGCUUCCUGUCCCAGCUGCCAAAGGACAGUCACAUACAUCAUUCCAAGAUGUGGAGCUGCCGAAAGAGGGUUUCAGUGGAGAACCUGGGCCAUGUGGUCCAGCAAAAGAAUGCCAAGGAUGCCGUCCCUCUCCUUUGGAUGUUUCUGCAGAAGGAAACAGAACUGAGGCUGGUUAAAUUCUUACCAGAGAUUCUGGCGCUGCAGAGAGACUUGGUGAGGCGAUUUCAGAACACCACUGAUGUCAAGCACUGCUCGAUCCGAGAGUUCCUCAAUGAACCCCUCUCAGAUGUGAUGCGGGACCUGUUACAGAGGAGAGUGAACGUGUUUCUGUCUGUCUGGAACAAGCUAAGAAGCUCGUUGGACACCCGUGGGGAAAUUAAGCUUCCUAAAGGCUACUGUGAUGCUGACCUGACCCUUGACAGCAAGCUUGAUGUCCUUCUGCCACGUCGACGGGGGCUGGGCCUCUGCUCCACAGCCUUAGCCAGUUACCUCAUUAGUCUGCACAAUGACUUUAUCCACUUGGUGAACAAACACAUCAAGGAAGAUGACAGGUACUUGAUCAGUCCAUCAGAAGUGGCUGACCUGCACGUGAUCAGUUACGAGGUUGAGAGAGACCUGAUUCCUCUCAUCUUAUCCAACUGCCAGUACAGCAUGGAGAAGGGAGGGGAGACGUUGCAGGACUUUGAUCUGGAGAGGAUCCAGCAGCAAGUCAUCAGCAAGUUCCUGCAGGGGAAACCACUCAUCACCCUAACGGGAAUACCUACUCUCGUGUACAGACAGGAUCGGAAUUAUGAGCAGCUCUUUAAUGAUGUCAGGAAUAAACUGGAUCAGAAUGCUCUCCCCAGUUCUGUGAUGAGCAUGAUCAGUGGGGAACUACAGUCUUAUAGUGAAGUCUGUGAAGCUCUGACCAUCACUGAAAUUACCUUGGGAUUCCUGGCCAUGGCUGGAGAGAAUGCCGAAAUGCUUCUGACUGACUACAUAGAAAAAGUUCUGCAGAUGGGUGAUCAGACAAACCCUCAUGUACUGCAGGCCCUUGGACGAUGCCACCUAAAGCACAGCAUAGCCCUAUGGCAACUUCUCUCUACCCGCAAAUCUGAGCAGCUUCUGCGCCUCAAAAGGGAUCCUUUUGUAGACAUCAGCCCAGUCUACAAAGCUGAGCUCAGUCCGGAGAUUGCCAAGCUCCUCAACACCUUCCUUGUCCACUCAAGGCUGGAAACCUUCCUGCAGGAGCUCCAUGAAAUGAUUGUCCUGAAGCUGAGACGUGUCCAAGCUGUGGAUGAAUUCAAACCCACAUGGAGCCUGAAGGAAUCGCUCCUUCCUUACCUUGACGCAAAAGACUCGGAGUUGGCUACGGAGCUGCAGGAGCUCUUCCCCGAUGAGAUUCUUCUCUCCCACGCUGCCGCGGCCUGGAAAGCAGCCGCUCUCUUCAAAAGGGGGCACAGGGAAAGCUAGCCCCCACUGGCCCCGGCCCUCCUCACGCCCAGGGGCUUUGAGUGCCACAAACACACGGUGCUGGUGAGCUGGCGGCCCAGGGGGGUUGGCUUUUUGGGCUGCUUUUCUGCCUGUGAGGUUUUUUUUUUUUUUUUUACUAACUUCAAUACAACUGAAGCGUUUUACUAACUUCGUACAACUAAAGUAAAAGGGGAAGAUGAGAUGCUUUUGCGCAGCAGAAGGCUGGUGGCGAAGCAGAAGGCUGCACCGCUCCCCAGAGACUCUUGAAGCCACCUGGGAAAGAUGAAGGAUUAUUAUUUUUUAUUUUUUUUUUCAAGUAUCGUUCCCCAGUGCUGGGGAAGGUGGUUUUUGAUUGCAAUCUCCCUUUCUCUUAGCACUGAACUGUCACUAAGGUGCAGAACGGGCAGCCCGCUACCGGGGACUCGGUUCCCCGGGAGCCCGUGCAGCACCGCCGAGGCACCGGGAC